AUGAGUGCUGCCACCCCUACCACUUCGAUUCCGCCGGUUCGUGACACCCCAAAGCCCCCGGCACCGCCUCCUCAGCCCGCCCAACCAGCUCUGGCCAGCCAGCUUACGCCGAAGGCGCCGGCAACAAAUGCCGUUUCGACUCCGGUCAAAUCUCCUCCAAGAGGCCCCGCCGCGCUAAGAGCCCUGCCAACGGGGCCCGCCCUAGCUCGGAGCUUCACGUCACCCGCUGUGCCACAAGCCGCCUCGUCACCGCGGCAUCCGCCUCAGGGUCCUAGUGGAGCGUCUCGUCCCGGCGCCACAAGUCCAGGGAUACCACCUGCAGGCCCUCGCGGCUAUGUCCCCCCACCUCGCGGAGCCAGCUAUUCAACGCGCGGCGGCGGCAGAGGUAGCUGGUCAGCCGGACCAGCCCGCCAUUCCAUAUCCGGCGGUAGCACCCAAACGGUCUCAUCCACCGUUCCUCCGUCUGGUCCUAGCGGCACCACCAGCGGCGGUAUCCCGACUGGUCCCAGGGCGCAAUCGACCUCGUCGGCCUCGGGCUCCCCUUCAGUCGCGUCCAAACCGUUCAACCCGCCCACUGGUCCGUCCGGCGGCGGCGGCGGGCACAUGACACCACACAGCGGCCACGGCGGUCAUCACGGCCGCCCGACGCUGGCGCAGAGCUUGAUAAAUACCAUGCCGCCCAUCCUUCCCGGCGGCAAGAUUGACCCGUCGGCGCUGCCCGUCGAGAUGGAUCCGCACCAUCGCAAGAUGAGGGAGGAGGAGGAGAGGUUGAGGGAGGAGUUGAGGGUGAAGCAGGAGAAGUUGAGGAAGAGCUUGAGGAUGUGGGAUAAGCUUGAGAGGGAGAGUAAGGGGUUUGAGCUCAAGAGUGAUUUGAGCGAGAGGAGUCUGAAGAAUAUUGCCGGGGAGGGGUUGGGCGGGGCUGCGUUUUAG
Messenger RNA from Parathielavia appendiculata, 930 nucleotides. RefSeq lists its product as uncharacterized. NCBI's taxonomy places the organism in Eukaryota, Fungi, Ascomycota, Sordariomycetes, Sordariales, Chaetomiaceae. Bases 1 to 930 code for a protein of 309 amino acids. The record is from RefSeq and is a predicted model, not a curated record. The transcript has a single exon.